Messenger RNA from Podarcis raffonei (Aeolian wall lizard), 2054 nucleotides. Its product is annotated as monocarboxylate transporter 2-like. Bases 369 to 1889 code for a protein of 506 amino acids. Gene Ontology annotation, molecular function: monocarboxylic acid transmembrane transporter activity. The transcript has 5 exons. Gene Ontology annotation, biological process: monocarboxylic acid transport; transmembrane transport. The record is from RefSeq and is a predicted model, not a curated record. Lineage: Eukaryota; Metazoa; Chordata; Lepidosauria; Squamata; Lacertidae. Gene Ontology annotation, cellular component: membrane.
GCUGGAAGCCACGACGAGCCACUUCCACAGGCAGGUUCGGGGUGCGGGAUCCCCGCUCAGGUUUAUGCUCUGACAGGAAUCCCGCCCGAGCGAGCGAGGAAAAGGGGCCGAGGCUGCGCGCGACCCCGAAGCCAGGCUUUCGCUCCGAGGCGCCUUUCCGGCCCGGCGGAGGGGGAAGACCCGCUCCCCCCCCUCAAACACGGGCACCACGCCUCCCCGUGGCUUCCCGCCCUGGCUCCUCCUCGCUUCCCUCCCGCGAGGCUGCUCCGAGGUGCCGCGUGCACUCGGGGGCUGACACCGGGCGACCCGGAGGGAGCACAAGGGCUUCCAGAAAAAAGGGAAUUACAGGGAAUUAACUUAACGUUGACAUGCCACUUCCAGCAGACACAAGCCAAGCCUAUACCCCUCCAGAUGGAGGAUGGGGAUGGGCAGUGGUCUUUGGAGCAUUCAUAUCCAUUGGAUUUUCAUAUGCUUUCCCCAAAGGCAUAGCAAUCUUCUUCAAAGAAAUCCAAGAUUUCUUUGGCACAUCAUACAGUGAGAUUGCAUGGGUGUCUUCAAUUAUGUUGGCUGCUACCUAUGGCGGAGGUCCCAUCAGCAGCAUUUUGGUGAACCGCUACGGUAGCCGACCGGUGGUCAUAUUGGGAGGCUUGCUAUGUGGCAUAGGGAUGGUUUCUGCAUCCUUCUGCACAAGCAUUUUUCAACUGUACUUAUGCGCUGGACUUAUCACAGGACUUGGCCUUGCCCUCAACCUCCAGCCUUCCGUGAUCAUCAUUGGAAAGUACUUCCUGAAGAGGCGUCCAAUAGCCAACGGCCUCGCCAUGGCAGGAAGCCCUGUCAUGCUUUGUACGCUCGCUCCCUUGAACCAGCUCCUUUUCGACAACUUUGGGUGGAGGGGGAGCUUUUUCAUUCUUGGGGCGAUACUACUGAACUGCUGUGUGGCUGGAGCCCUCUUCAGGCCCAUCGGCGCACCAGCUGGCCCUUCUGAGAGGCAAACAAAUAAACAAGCAAAAGAGACUUUAGCUAAAGAACAGCUUGAUAUGGGCAUAGCUGAAAUGGCUGACCCUGGAGACGAAGAGAAGGAGGAGAAAGACUGUUGCGAAAACUUUAACAAAUUCCUUGAUUUAUCUCUUUUCAAGCACAGGGGCUUCCUGAUCUAUUUGGUAGGGAAUGUGCUGAUGUUUCUGGGCUUUUUUGCCCCUAUUGUUUUUUUGGCUCCUUACGCAAAGCAUCUUGGGAUUGAUGAAUAUUCAGCAGCUUUCCUCCUUUCAAUUCUGGCAAUAGUCGAUAUGAUAGCUAGGCCAGCUACGGGGCUCAUUGCCAACAGCAAGUGGGUGAGGCCAAAGAUUCAGUAUUUCUUCAGCUUCUCCAUUGCUUUUAAUGGCACAUGCCAUCUGCUGUGCCCAUUAGCAACAGGCUAUACAGGCCUGGUAGUGUAUUCCGUCUUCUACGGGCUGGCCUUCGGUAUGGUUUGUGCAAUGCUGUUUGAAACUCUCAUGGACCUGGUUGGCGCCAGCCGAUUCACAAGUGCUGUUGGACUCGUCACUAUAGUGGAAUGCUGCACCAUCUUACUUGGGCCACCUAUUGGGGGAACUCUCAUCGACAUGUUUGGGGACUACAAAUACAUGUUCAUCAAGUGUGGGGCAGUGAUGGUGCUGGCUGGGCUAUUCCUCUUCAUUAUGAAUUACUACAACUACAGAAUGCUUGCAAAAGAGGAGAAAGCAAGGAAAAAGAUUGAAGCGCAAAAGAAGGCCGAUGGACCCGUAAGGACAGUAACUGCAGAAGGAAAUGCCACGGGAGCAGAAGAGAUGAACGGUGGCCCCGAAGCAGUCCCUCUGGGAAGUGAAGAGGAAGCACUAAAGAAUGGGGCAAACAUCACAAGUGAAGCCUAAAUCUGCAUCACCUGAUUUUCUGAAUGGGAAAUAGCUCUUUCGUAUUUCUUAAAGUGACUUCAGAUGUACAGCAUUUAUAGAUGGCCUUCACACACUAUUGCUUCCCUGCCCCCCGCUGACUCCAAAAGCCUAGAAGCAAAUAACAAGCCCAGUUUCCUACGAGCA